Messenger RNA from Daktulosphaira vitifoliae (grape phylloxera), 3743 nucleotides. RefSeq lists its product as uncharacterized. The record is from RefSeq and is a predicted model, not a curated record. Bases 1101 to 2429 code for a protein of 442 amino acids. NCBI's taxonomy places the organism in Eukaryota, Metazoa, Arthropoda, Insecta, Hemiptera, Phylloxeridae. The transcript has 3 exons. Gene Ontology annotation, molecular function: nucleic acid binding.
UAUACUCUUCCUUAGUAGAUCAUACCUUACAAAAUCUAGAAUCUGACGACCCUAAUAUCUUUUCUCUGAACAUAGACCAAAAUAAAAUUGACAACCUUGUAACAAAACUCUCAAAUGCCAUUGUCGAAUCAGCCAACAUUGCUAUAGGAAAAUCCAACCGACCAAUUAAUAAAAAAAUAGUUCCUUGGUGGAAUGAGGAAUGUAAACUUGCCAUUAAAAAAUAUAAAAAAGCUCUGAACCGAUAUAAGAAAACUAAAUUGCUAAUCGACCAUAUUCUUUUAAAAAAAGCACGAGCAGAAUCAAAAUAUAUCCUAAAAAAAUGCAAAACUAGCUCCUGGCAUAAAUUCACAUCAUCUAUAAACAACCAAUCUCACUCAACUACUGUAUGGAAUAAAAUCAAAGCAUUUAAAGGAAUAAAAUACCAACAAAUACCUAAAACACUAUACUAUGAACACGGAGAUAACAAAUUUGAACUAUCGUCGAUUUCCGAAAUUGUGCAAACAUUCGCUACACAUUUCCAAAAUAACAGCAGCAACUCAAACUUCGAAAAUACUUUUAUCACCCACAAAAACACCAAAGACGAAUCCUUCAACAUAAAUGCAUAUAUUCACAAUAAUGAUUAUGAGUACAACCUCCCUCUUACAAUUAAAGAACUACACUAUGAAUUAACUAAAUGCUCAAGUAAAAGUCCUAGACCUGAUGAUAUACCGUAUGCCUUCAUCAAAAACCUAUCAGAAUAUGCACUUAACCACAUCCUUGCAAUCUAUAACCUUAUCUGGACAUAUGGUAUACUACCAAAUAAAUGGCGUGAAGCAAUUGUAAAACCAAUUUUAAAGCCUGAAAAAAAUAAAUUUUAUAUUACUAGCUACCGACCAAUAUCUCUCACCUGUACACUUUGCAAACUACUUGAAAAAAUUGUAAACAGACGCCUAGUUUGGUACCUUGAAACGAACCAUAAAUUUAUCAAACAACAAUAUGGCUUUCGACAAAAACAUUCAACAUUAGAUGUUUUAGCUACUCUACACACAGACAUAUGCGAAUCCAUCAAAAAAAAAAACCAUACCAUCCUUGUGUCUCUUGACCUGGAAAAAGCGUAUGAUAUGGUUUGGAAAAAUAGAGUUAUCGAUAUCCUAUCUAGCUGGUCUAUAGAUGGCCAUAUGUUAAUGUUCUUAUAUAACUUUCUUACCGACCGCACAACACAAGUUAAACUCGACAAUGUACUUUCUGAUCAUACAAAAACAGAGAAUGGACUACCCCAAGGAUCGGUAUUAAGUGUCACACUAUUUUUAGUUGCCAUCAAUGACAUUUUUAGCAACAUACAGAAACCUGUUAAGUACCCGUUAUUCGCUGAUGAUUGUAAUAUCUACUGCAGCGGAAUCAACACCAAAACUACUGUAGACCUGUUACAAACUUCUAUCAACUCACUAUUACAAUGGUCAUCUAAAACUGGCUUUAAAUUCUCACCAUCAAAAACCCAAUGCAUAAUUUUCAAUAAAAAGAAAACUGAUAUGCUACACCGUAUUCACAUCAAUAACAUACCAAUCGAAUAUAAAGAAAAUACUCGUAUACUUGGAAUGAUUUUUGACGCUAGAUUUGCAUGGAACACUCAUCUAAAAAAACUAAAAAUAAAUUGCAAUAGUAAAAUGAAAAUCAUUAAAACACUAUCUCAUUUCAAAUGGGGAGCUGACAAAAACAGUCUCCUCCUUAUCUAUAAAGCACUAAUAUUAUCUAGAAUAGAGUACGGCUCAAUCAUCUAUAACUCAGCUCAAUCUAACACAAAACAAAUCCUCAAUCCAAUACAUAACCAGGCAAUUCGACUUGCUAUAGGUGCUUACCGUACAAGCCCUAUAGACAGUAUCCUAUGCAUAUCAGGAGAACCCCCACUACAGACCAGAAGAAAUAAAAACAUCUUAAAAUACGUGACCAAAAAACUUGCCUUCCCAUACCAAACACCAUAUCAACUAUUCAAAUAUCCUGCCCAAAUAAGAAAACACAAAGGACCAACAUCAAUUAUGGACACUUAUAUUCGUAUAUGCAAGGAAUACAACUGUGAGUUCAAAAUUGAGACAUCAUUUCCUUUUUUAACAACUCCAUUCUGGCAGUACCACCCCAAAAUCCACACCCAACUAUCCCAUUUGAACAAAAACAUUACUCCCCACUCCACAAUUGUCUCAAUUUUUAAUGAAAAUAUAAAAUCCGACUUUCACGACUAUGAAUUAAUUUAUACUGAUGCCUCCAAAAAUACAAAUGGCACAGGAUGCGCAUUCAUUUCAGGCAAUAUAAAUAGACUUUACAAACUACCCUCAGAUGCAAGCAUUUUCACGGCUGAAAUCUUUGCUAUUAAAGAAGCAAUUACCUACACUGAAUCCUCCCUGAUGAAUAAAGUACUAAUCAUAAGUGACUCCUACAGUGCCCUGACUUCAUUAUAAUCAAAUAACCUGUCAAAUGAACUAUCCCUCCAAAUAUGCAACAUCAUUACUAACUCUGAUAAAAUUUUUGAAUUUAUGUGGGUCCCAUCACAUAUUGGAAUCAAUAGUAAUGAAAAAGUUGACACAUUGGCUAACCAAUCCAUAUCUUCUACUUUCUCAUCAAAAAUAAUGUCACUACCAUAUAAAGAUAUUUUAAAAAUAAUCAACCGAAUUUCCGUUCAACAGUGGCAAACCCAAUGGGAUGGUACUACCAAUAACAAAUUAAAAAACAUUAAAAAAACUGUCCAUAAAUGGCGUUCGCCUAUCAACCCAGCUCGCGUAAUAGAUACCCUUAUCACCAAAGUCAGAAUAGGGCAUACAAGACUCACACACUUUCAACAAAGAAGAACAACCGUAUUGCUCUACAUGUGAAGUUCCAUUGACCAUUGAACACUUAACACUCCACUGUCCCACAUACAAUGAUGAACGGAGUAUACUAGGCCACCCCAACAACAUGGAGGAAGCUCUGGGCGAAGCAAACACGGAUGCCAUUUACAGAUUCUAUGAAACCGCAAGACUUGUAAAUUUAAUGUAAAUUCAUAACAUUAUUGUAUAAAAUUUAAUUAUAAAUAUGUGUAUAUAGUUUAAAUCAAUUGAUUGUCAACUUAUAACUUUAAUUAAUGUACAAAUAAUAAUCAUGAAAAAAAAAAAACUGUAGGCUAAUGUCCAUAAGUUGUCGAAGCCUUUUCAUAAUAGAAAAAAAAAAAAAAAGUUACUCAAUAUUUUUUUGAAAUUCCAUUAAUAUGCAUUGACUCUCACGUAACCAAUUAUUUGAUACAAUAAUUAUAGUAAAAGGUUCUGCACAAUAAUUUAAUUUCUUGUAUAUGGUGACAUUGCAUUAAUACAGGUUUAAGUUAUCAUUAAAUUCCGAAGUGCACUAUCUGGCUAUAUCUUCGAUGUGCAAGCACACACAUAAUGUAAACAAAAGUGCCGCGGUGAUCUUAUUUUUGUUAACCACUUUUUGUUUGUUCUUUUUUACGUGAUUUGUGUUUCUAUUAGUAUUUUUAUUUUAGCAUCUUAGGUCAGCGGUUUGUCAUUCUUCAUUGUCUAAAUUUUUCAAAGUCAAACAUGUCAAAAUCAAAUAAUACAUUAAAUUAUGAUGUCAAUAGAAAGACAGAAAAGAAAUAACAAUAAAUAUGAACCAUGAUGAAAGGUUUAGGUUACCGAAAAAAAAAAAUUCAAAACAGUAAAUUCAAUAGGCAACAGCAAUGAUGAAGCUUCUGGUACAUGUACAAAAAACGGAGUCAAUGUAACCAAAUAGCCGUUAAAGCUGAA